AAUGUAAAAGAUUUCUAUACUGUAUGUUCUCAUAAUACCUGGUGUAGACUGGCAAGAUGGGUGGCACGUGCGAUGAACACAAGAUCUUAACUUUGUACCAAGCUGUAAAGCAACAUGAACCUGUGCAGAUGUUGGAAGACAUGCGGAACAUGGAGAUAUUUCACUGGGAAGAAUGCAGCCACCAACGGACAUACACUCCAUCUGAGGCACUGAUGUAUGCCAUCGUGCACGACCACAGAGAUUACGCACAAUACUUGCUGAAUGAGUUCUCAGAUGGUGCUUUUGCCACACCAGGUGAGCAUGCCUGCUGCAGUCAUUCAUCUGCUCCACACUUGGCCUUGGCUGUCCACUACAACAGGAAGGAAAUUAUGGCUCUCAUUCUUCAAGAGACUUCUUGGUCCUACAUGAACCGAGGAGAAUGCGAACAUGUGGACGAGGGCAGAACUCCACUCCAUCUGGCAUGUGAGCUGUUACAUCCAGAUGUUGUCAUAAUGUUACUGGGAAGUGGGGCUUCACAAGUUGAGAAUAAAGAUGGUAUGACACCGCUGGAUCUCAUUCUCGAACAGCUACAGGCCUCCAAAGAGAACACACGUGCCAAGAUGUUAUGCCUGGAAAGGAUGCUCAUGUUCAUGCCUGAACUGCAGUUCAAAAUGAAGAGCUCACUGAAAAAUGAUCCAGAGUACUGGUCCAAUGUUCUGGGAGAGGAGACGUUUAACUACCUGGUUGGAAGAAUUCCAGGGACACUCUUUCUCUUAGCUAUGAAAAGAACUCUGACUCAACUACCUUCUCGUGAAUUUUUCAAAAGUCUGGACGAACUGCCCAUUCCAGCUUUUCUGAAACCCUUCCCACUGCAACCCUUAAUGCAGUCCUAACAGUGGAACUUUUACUGAAAACUACCUUUGUUUUUAUUAUCAUUUUUAUUGAAUUUAUAUCUGAGUGACUGGCAUAAAUUUGUAAUGUAAAUUCAUGUGCAUGUGACUUUUAUUGUCUUUUAAAUCAAUUUAAACAGUCUAAAGUUAAAAGACUAAUCCUGAUUUGAAGUUUUUCUUUAAGUUUGUCUUUUUUGCUACACUUUCUACUAAAAGAGAUGAUGAUGGUGAUGAUGAUGAUGAUUAUUAUUAUUAUUAUAUGAAAAUCUGGGUACCAACAAUAUUUAAUAUGCAAGUCUGUUUUUUCGGUGUCCAUCUGUCCAACCAUGAUUUAAGUGUAACUAUUAUUAUGUCAAGACUUUUACAUUAUUGUGGUCAAAAUAAUAAUAACUAAAUAAUCCAUUGUAAAUCUCCAUUCCACCAUCUCCUAGGGUAGUGGUCCCCAACCACCGGGCCACGGACCAGUGCCCGUCCAUGAGCCAUUGGGUCCCAGCCUGCACAGAAAGUAUAAUUCUUAAAAUAAUUAUAUCUAGCCAGUUGUAAUUCUCAUCUUGUUGAGAAAGGUCAAGCUGGACUGACAGGAAGGCUACAGUGUCUCAAAUAACCAUACUUUGCAACUGUAGUGUCUCAGCAUUUAACACACAGAACCCUGAGGCAGAUGGGCACCAAGCAGGUUCUAGUACUGUCAGCUAGUAACAGAUAUCUGAGAGUCCAGGUGAAACAGGAUCACCAAAGCAUCACCAAAAUGGAAGUUUUGAAAAUUUGAAAGAUAAAACUAUCCAGUGCUGGAGAACACAUGCUCAGUCUACCAAAUGUGCUGUUAAAGCCCAGUCACUUUAAGGUUUGACUACUGCUCAGUCGAUUUGUUUUUGGUCAAAUAAUCCAACAAUCAGAAGGUGUUUCUAUAAAAGUGGCUGGAGACUGUAUAGGUUGAAAGUCCUGCUGACCACUUUGCCUGAGCUUAAUUCAGUUUUCAAACAGUAAACAGUACAGUUUCAGCCUAUGGCAGUUCAGUUCAAGCCGUUUCAUAGGUUUGCCACGCUGGGCUUCCAAGCGAGUCAAAAAUGAAUACUAGUCCACUUGCAAAAGCACACAGGAUGCUCUCACUGACUCUUAUGGACAAACAUUACAGAAAAAUUAGGUGCUCAUUAAUUAGUUUACCUGAAUGUUUGAACAGUAAAUUUAAAUUGCGUGGUGACUCUGUAACUGUAAUGUAAUCAGUUCUGAGCUCAUGGUUUUGUGCAGCUUAGUGAGACUAUAAGGUUUCUAAAUUACUCAAUGACCUACGGGUCAAAUGAUGACAUUGGGAAAAUGUCGCCAUCUGGUGUCAAAAUGUCGCCAAACUGAGUAAAGUGUACACACACAUACCCCUAAUAUCUCAUGAACGUGGACAAAACUUUUUUUUUAUGUCAGAAAACCAAUUUUAUCAACAGAAAACAAAAGGAUUAAAAAAAAAAAAAUACAAAUGAAUUCAUCCAUAAUCAAAUGUUUUCUCAACAUCCUGCUGAGUUCAGGACAGAUCUGCAAUGUCUUUGUGAGCAUGUGCAUACUGAGAGACUCAGGGAGAGCAUCUGCAACAGUGCAGGUAAUCAACAAAUAAACAUAGAAACUACAAAAAA
This is a messenger RNA of Tachysurus fulvidraco (yellow catfish), 2488 nucleotides long. RefSeq names its product ankyrin repeat domain-containing protein 9-like. The transcript has a single exon. Gene Ontology annotation, molecular function: protein binding. The coding region runs from base 57 to 872 and encodes 271 amino acids. NCBI's taxonomy places the organism in Eukaryota, Metazoa, Chordata, Actinopteri, Siluriformes, Bagridae. The record is from RefSeq and is a predicted model, not a curated record.